Molecule: messenger RNA, 540 nt
Organism: Stylophora pistillata
Lineage: Eukaryota; Metazoa; Cnidaria; Anthozoa; Scleractinia; Pocilloporidae
Molecular function (GO): nucleic acid binding
Source: RefSeq, a predicted model, not a curated record
AUGGCCAAAGCUCUCACCGCAAAGGGCAUCACCUGCAGGAAACUUCGCAAGAAACCGCUGGACCAGCUAAUGGGGCAGAUACCGACUUUACGAGUAGCAGCUGGUUUUCCUCCCUUUUCCAACACCGCUGUUGACAUGUUUGGACCCAUGCAUAUUAAAAUCAAUCGGAAGUCUCUGAAAGAAGCCCAGGUUGUAAUAUUCGCCUGCAUGACAACAAGGGCAGUUCAUUUAGAACUUGUUAAUGACAAAACAUCUGAUGCUUUCCUUAUGGCGUUCCGUCGUUUCGCGAGCUUGCGUGGUCACCCGAGCGUUUGUUGGUCGGACUGUGUUACAAACUUUGUUGGUACACAAGCUUACUUAAAGGAAGUUAUGCGGAACAUUCCGAAGAUUCAAAGUGUUCUAUCCGAGGAUUUCUGUUGUGAAUUCAAAUGGAAAUGGAAUAUACCUCACGCAAGCCAUCAAAAUGGUAUCGUGGAAACCCUCAUCAAAAAUUUAACAAAAUACACUGGCAAAAUUAACACAUUUCAAAUACUGGUUUAA